AUGGAACUCGAAUCGACAAUGGAAUAUUUGAGCAGCAAAUUGAACAUUAGUCUAGAGAACGCUGAGCUUUUUGUCGCCUUAGAACUGCUCCAAGCCCCCAGCGUAGGCGAAAUCACCCGUCGCGGCUAUGUUGAUGGAUGGAAAACAGCAGGUGCCGGCACAACACAUAAGGAACACGCCUCUCACAUCCAACGCCUUUCAUCUGCACUCUCGACAAACCCCGUACUGUUUAAGAGGGUAUACAAGUAUACAUUUGUGGCUGGCCGCGAAGGUGACCAAAAAGCCCUUAGUCUAGAGAAUGCCCUGAUAUACUGGGGUAUGCUAUUUUCACCUCCUGGUAUGCUGUGGAAGAGCGAGAAUCACGACUGGUUGGACCUGUGGAAGACCUUUCUCAACGAAAAGUGGACUCGAUCAGUUAACAAGGACAUGUGGAAUAUGGCAUUGGAAUUCGCAUUGAAGUCGGUGGCGGAUGAGAGCCUGUCCUUCUGGAACGAGGAUGGUGCCUGGCCUAGUGUAAUCGAUGACUUUGUCGAAUGGUGCCGUGGCAAGGGUAUUGGGAAGCAAGAAACAAUGGAAGUUGAUGCGGAUCAGUGA
Messenger RNA from Metarhizium robertsii ARSEF 23, 594 nucleotides. RefSeq lists its product as uncharacterized. Gene Ontology annotation, cellular component: ubiquitin ligase complex. Gene Ontology annotation, molecular function: ubiquitin conjugating enzyme binding; ubiquitin-like protein binding; cullin family protein binding. Bases 1 to 594 code for a protein of 197 amino acids. The record is from RefSeq and is a predicted model, not a curated record. Lineage: Eukaryota; Fungi; Ascomycota; Sordariomycetes; Hypocreales; Clavicipitaceae. The transcript is spliced from 2 exons. Gene Ontology annotation, biological process: protein neddylation; positive regulation of ubiquitin-protein transferase activity.